AUGGACAGUUUUGCUGAACCGCGACGACUAUCCGCCCCCAUCUCCCUUGCCGCCGUUCGCGAGCAGGUGUGCAAGCUCGAGAACGACCACCGUGCUUCAGGCAUACCGCUGUCGGGACGUAUCCUCCACGUAUGUCACUACCUUCCCGUCGUAUCUUCCUUCAUUCGCAAGAGCCCCGACCUCCCAAGCCCCCCACAAACUCCCCCAGCAAUCACCACAGACAUUCCUCCCAGUCCUGUCGACGUACCACCUUCUGCAGACAUAAAUGCGAACUCGCUCGAGCAACCGCAGCCGUUCUCCACUAAUGCGGAGGACCGAAAUGCGAGCUGGACCCUUAGCGUGCGCUAUGGCCACUCUGCCAUGGUCAGCGGGAUUACCUCCCUCGCCGCGACCCACGAACAGAUCGUCAUCGGCUGGACCGGCGACAUCGCCUCGUCUCCGCCCUUAAUGCCUCCUGCAUCGUAUGGUGCUCCAUCGACCUCUGGCGCAUCCGAGUCGUCGCUCUCUACGCCCGCGAAGAUACCCACGAAGGACAUCGGCCCGGAAGACAGGGUCGUGCUCGAGGAACAGCUCGCAAGAUACCGCUCACGAGACGAGGUCACAAUAGAAGGCGGGAAACCGACAACGUAUAUUCCUGUCUGGCUCGACGAUAAGGAGGCACACGGACACUAUGAAGGGUACUGCAAGCAAACCCUAUGGCCACUCUUCCACUAUCUUUUGUGGCAAGAUGUUGCAACAGAGUACGCAUCCGCAGACUUGUACUGGCCGGCGUAUGCCGCUGUGAAUGCUGCAUUUGCGAAGCGUGUUGCAGAAGUGUAUAGACCUGGCGUCGACGCAGAGCGGGUAGCGAAAGACACGUUACGACCUGGUAUUCAGCCUAAGCUGGAGGCACUGCGGGCAUUAUAUGAGGGCAAGAAGAUUAUUGUCGGGCGAGACAAGCUUGACGUUGUUAAGGGUGUUGUGCAGAAGCUGCGUGCGUUCGAAAAGCUUCUCCAGGACUACCCGCAAUGGAUUGGGCAUGUUGUACUCAUCCAGGUCACCUCCCCUGCGUUGUCAGACUCUCCGAAGCUCGAGCGGCAAGUGUCUGAACUUGUAGCGCACAUCAAUGGAGAAUAUGGUUCGCUUGACUUUAUCCCGGUGCAUCAUUACCACCAAACAAUCAAGAAGGAUGAAUUCUACGCACUUCUCUCUGUUGCAGAUCUCGGUGUAAUAACUCCUCUGCGCGAUGGUAUGAAUACUACUUCGAUGGAGUUUGUCCUCGCACAGGAGCGCACAAAGCAUAGUCCCCUCGUCCUGUCUGAGUUCAUGGGUAUUUCAAGCACCAUGCCUGAUGCAUUGCAAGUAAACCCAUGGAACCUUGGAGAAGUUGCAGACGCGAUGCAUCGCGGUCUAAUGAUGUCCGAGGAAGAUAGGUUGAGUCGCCACCAGAAGCUGUACAAGACUGUGACGACGCACACUUCACACACAUGGGCCGCAAUGCUCGCCAAUAUGCUCUUGGCACAAGUCGGACGACAGAACAUGGCGCGCCAGACACCUGCCAUGCCAAGAGACCGUCUCGAGAGCCAAUACCGCAGCUCGAAGAAGCGGCUAUUCCUUCUCGAUUAUGAUGGUACACUUGCGCCCAUCGUCCGUGUCCCGAGUGCUGCCGUGCCCUCCCUUGACACCUUGGAGGCACUCGAACGGCUGACGGCAGACCCAAAGAAUGUCGUGUUCAUCAUCUCCGGACGCGAUGGCGAGUUCUUGGAGCAACACCUAGGGCACAUCCAGAACCUCGGCAUGUCUGCGGAGCAUGGUGGGUUCGUGCGUGAGCCAGGUCACAAGGAGUGGUCGAACUUUACGGAGUCAUUGGACAUGGAUUGGAUGGGCGAGGUGCUUGAGAUAUUCCGCUAUUACACUGAGCGCACGACCGGAAGUCACAUUGAGGUCAAGAAGAGUUCUAUAACGUGGCAUUAUCGUUCGAGUGAUCCUGAGUGGGGUUUGUUCCAAUGUCAUCAGUGCCAAGACCUGCUCGAGAACAAUCUCGCCCGGAAGCGGCCAAUCGAGGUGCUCGUGGGGAAGAAAAACCUCGAAGUCCGCCCCUUGGCCGUGAAUAAGGGUGAGAUUGUCAAGCGGAUCUUGUACCACAACCCCGACGCCGAGUUCGUUUUCUGUGCGGGUGAUGACAAGACCGACGAAGACAUGUUCCGUGCGCUGCGGCUCUUCCCCGGCGACACCACCAAAGUGCGCCUGGACGCGCCGCUGUCUGUCACUCUCCUCGCGAAAGAGCCCACAACGACGUACGAGCCGGUGGACCUAAGGCUCACCCACGAGGGUGUCUUCACCACUGCCGUCGGCCAUAGCAGCAAGCGUACGCUUGCAUCCUGGCAUGUCACGAGCCCAGAAGAGGUCGUCGAACACUUGCUUAACCUCGGACGCAUAACAAACGAGUUGGCAAGCAGUCUAUAA
Molecule: messenger RNA, 2445 nt
Organism: Fibroporia radiculosa
Lineage: Eukaryota; Fungi; Basidiomycota; Agaricomycetes; Polyporales; Fibroporiaceae
Exons: 12
Coding region: 1-2445 (814 amino acids)
Biological process (GO): trehalose biosynthetic process
Cellular component (GO): alpha,alpha-trehalose-phosphate synthase complex (UDP-forming); cytosol
Molecular function (GO): catalytic activity
Source: RefSeq, a predicted model, not a curated record